Molecule: messenger RNA, 2206 nt
Organism: Octopus bimaculoides (California two-spot octopus)
Lineage: Eukaryota; Metazoa; Mollusca; Cephalopoda; Octopoda; Octopodidae
Product: zinc finger protein 511
Source: RefSeq, a predicted model, not a curated record
UGAAACUCUAAUUACCUUACCCAUUUUUCCUUCCCUUUUUUUUCCCUUGACAAACUGACCCCCUCCCCCCACAAUUAACAAUUUUAUUGUUUUCUUUUUACAAGGUGUUGAAAACACUUUUAAAGAGACAAGAAAGUUGAGUAUUGCAUAAUGAGAAAAUGUUUGAUGUAAAGCAACGAUAUUCAAACCGCACGCUUGAAUAUCCAUCAUGUUUCUCUGCCAUGUACAGUGGCACUAGAACUUACGCUCACACUAUAAAAAUGAACCGCUAUGAAAUUUACUAUUUUCUCGUUGAUGUUGGUAUCCAAAUUUUCAUCUUCAUCUCAAUCUUAAAAGCCAUUGAAAAAAUGGAACAGAAACCAUAUAAAUACUUUUAAGAAGAAGAUAAACAAGAAGUAUUUACCUUUUUAUUGUUAUUCCUCCGUACAGAAAUCGAACUUUUUAGAUUUGACGAGACAAUAGACAAUUGUAGCAAUGCAGCACAAACCAUUCUCUUGUCAGUGGAACCCAAAGAAACGCCAUUUACUUCCUGGCGAUAGUUUAUUUGAAGAUGGAGACAUUUUUUGUAACCUCUUGCUGAAGCAAAUGUCUUUGGCCGAUGAAGAAUUUAUUAACAAAGUCCCUGAGUUUCCCUGUGGUAUGGCUGGCUGUCAAAAGACCUUCAAUAACUUAGUAAGUUAUGAAUGUCACUACAACAGCCUCCAUCGGAACACUUGUGCCACGUGUCGCCGUAUAUUUCCAUCGUCCUACCUCCUCGGACUUCAUAUACAAGAGUGGCAUGAUGUCAUGUUUGAUAUUAUGUCAGGCAAAAAACCAAUGUUUAGCUGCUUACUGGAAGCAUGUGGACAGAAAUUCCAGACAUCUCAAGACAGGAAGGAACACAUGAUUAAAUGUCAUAAAUAUCCUGCCAACUUCCGAUUUGAUAAACAGAAAAAUAAAUGUAAAAGUGUAACAGCAGAGACAGAAGAUAAGACAGAGAGUAAAGUGGACAACAUGGAAGUAACAACAGCAACAGCAACACCACCAACAACAACAACAACCACCACCACCACCACCACAAAGAAAUAUAACAAGAUUCCUAAAAACAUCUGUUUUGGUAAAGGUUCAGUGAGAACAUUCCACAAGCAACAACAGAACCCUACCAAACAUUGGCACCAACAGUUCAAGACGGAGAAAGGUGAUGGUGGUGGAGACAUUGAGGAAGUUACCAUGACAGACUUGAUGACUGCCCUGGAAGAAACCAGUUAAUACUCGCCACUUCGUAUUUAUUCUCACCCUUCAAGAAAUGGUUUCCUUUCUUUCUUUCUUUCUUUCUUUUUUUUUUUUUUUUUUUUUUUUUUUUUUUUUUUUGGUUUAUUUAAAUUUCUCUCUCUCUCUCUCUCUUUCUACUAAUUAAACAUAGGGCAGAUUUAGAUAAUAAUAUAUUGGACUCCCAAUUGUCUGCUUUACAUAUCAACUCUUUUUACAACAGUAACAAUAACCUGCCAACCAUUUCAUUGCUGAACACUGCUAGAGUGUUUUCGUCGUUCUCUCUCUCUCUCACACACACACACACACACACACACACACAUACUUUCUACCUAUCUACCUUAUAUCUAUCAGUUCUGCAUAAACUUAGCUGCUCUAAGAUAUAAAAAUAAUCCCUCAAAAUUAGUAGGUCUUGUUUUUCACAACGGGUCCUCUUUAUGUGUGUGUGUGCAUAUAUAUAUAUAUAUAUAUAUAUGGUCCAACCCAUGUCAGCAUGGAAGGCAAAUGAUAAUGAUGUGUGUGCGUGUAUGUAUGUAUAUUUGCAUGAAGGGGCAGUUACGUGUUUUAAUAAUGAUUGUAUGAACAGAAAAUUAAUCAUAAGCAAAACCAAGAAAACCCAGUAGUGUAUAUAUAUACGUAUACGUCCAUGUGUGUAAGUGUGCAUAUAUAUGUAUCUCUGUAAAACUAUAUAUGUGUGUGUGUCUCCAUAUUUUGGUGUAUAUAUAUAUUAAUAUAUAUACUUUUGUGUACAUGUGUGUGUGUGUGUGUGUUUAUGUAUAUAUAAUAUAAUCUGUCAUAUAUUUACUGCUAGAUAAUUUUUAUUGAUAAUAAAAUGAAAAAAAUGAAUAUGCUUUAAAUUAAGUUUAUAUGUAAUACACUGCAGACAGUAACCUAAUGGUAUAUGUACAUUAAAGUCUUUCUGUGUGUGUGUAAAACAUGCAAAAUCUAUCGUGUGAAU